AUACCAUCCUCCACCAACUCUCUCACCCCUCAUUUCCUUCCCUCCCCCGUUCCCUAAAAUCGCCGCCAUGUUCUUGCCCGCUUCGAAUGGACUCAGAAACCCUAGCCUCAUUUUCCCGACCCCGCAGUCCCUCUCCGAUUGGCUCAUCCCCCGUUUGCCAUCGGACUCUUUCGCCUCUUGGGGCGUAAAGCCCGGCACCAAGAACGUCAUCAACCUCUGGAUUGAAAUCUCUGAGGGCGAAACCUCCUUGUCCGAUUCCGUGCCUCCGAUCCGGAUGCUGGAGGUCGUUGUUGUCCGGGUCAUUCGGAAAGACAACAAAGUCCUCGUCGAAUCGCACCAGGAGUUGUCCGACGGCAGUGUCAGAAGCCGAGGCCGACCCUUGUCCGAGAAAAUGAAACCUUGCGAGAGUGUAGAAGCUGCUGUUCUUCGUGCAAUUAGAGAAGAGUUAGGCCAGAUAGUUGGCCGAGGCUCUGAUUUCAAGGAGAUUGUGAGAAUACGACCCAAUUCAUAUGCAAAGAAGGUGGAGGAGAGGGUUUCGGUAUCAUACCCGGGGUUGCCGGCUCGCUAUGUCCUGCACACCAUUGAUGCCACAGUUGAAGGUCUCCCGGAAGGAGAUUUCUGGACGGAAGAGGUCGAAGAAUGCGAGGGUCUUGGCGAUAGAGGAGUUGCCGAGGGAGCUAUUACAUGCAAAAAACAUGUUUGGAAAUGGGUCGAUUCAUAUUCGGUUUGACUCUUUGCUGCUCCUUGAUGAGGGGUUGGUUGUGUACUCUUAGCAAUGUAUGAGUGCUCUUUAUUCUCUGAUAGCCUUAUAUGCAGCAAUGUAAGAAAUGCGAUUAUGCUCAAAUCUAUACAAUAUUUAUGAGUUCAAUAUCAACUAUCAAGAUAUCAUAGUUUCCAUCUGUACACAAUCCAGUGAGCUUUUUGAAAGAGUUUGCUAUAUUUGUUUGCUCAAGAGAAGGAUAUUGGACCUGUAACUUUGGAACACGCCCUGGAUAUGAGGUGAAAUCCAGUCAAUUUAGUAUGUUCCCAAAAUGUAACCUUAAGACACGUUCUGCUUGGGAUAUGCUGUGUGAUAUUUGCUAAGCUCUUGAAGGGAGAGUUGAGUGCGGAUCCAAAGCCAAGCCAUCAAUCUCAAUAAAACAGAUUGGAAGGUGUGAUGGAGGGAUUUGUGCAACGAGCCAGUCACAAAAGCGUUUUGUAGAAUUAGAAGCAAAACCAAACUCUUUCCUUACUCUUCCUCAUUUUCGGCCAUACCUCAAUUUAAUAUUCUAAUUUAUUUUGUCAUCUUUAAGUAUCAUAUAAUAACAACAAAAUAAAUAAGAUAUAUAUUU
Molecule: messenger RNA, 1331 nt
Organism: Cuscuta campestris
Lineage: Eukaryota; Viridiplantae; Streptophyta; Magnoliopsida; Solanales; Convolvulaceae
Source: the annotation of a GenBank genome assembly